AAGAUGAGUCCCUUUGCCAGCCUGCUCAUGCUCUUACUGCUUGGCCUUUCUCAGGCUCAGCAGGACAAAGAAAUUGUUGAAGAAUCCCCAGGAGAAGACCAGGACACUGUUGACAUCACCACCGCAAUUCUGACCACCAACAGAGGCACAAAUGAGAUCCUACUGGAAGGAGACAUGCUGGUUCCCAAAACCAGAAAUGCCUUGAAGUGCUGGUCUCAGAGCUGCCUGUGGAAGAAAGCCUCCAACGGCUUGGUGAAGGUCCCCUAUGCCAUCAGCUCUCAGUUCAGCAGCUCUGAGAGACAGAAAAUUGAGAAAGCCAUGAGGUCGUUCCACGGCAGCACCUGCAUCCGCUUCGUCCCCCGGCGCAACGAGUACGACUACAUCAGCUUUGAGAGCAGAGGCGGUUGCUUCUCUGAUCUGGGCAGACAGGGAGGUGGACAGGUGCUGUCGAUCAACCGUCAGGGCUGCGUCUACCACGGCAUCAUCCAGCACGAGAUCAACCAUGCCCUGGGCUUCCAGCACGAGCAGACCAGGAGUGACCGUGACAGCUACGUCAGAAUCAACUGGGAGAAUAUUGACCCACAGAUGGCCUUCAACUUCUACAAGCAGGACACCAACAACCUGAACACACCCUAUGACUACUCAUCUGUCAUGCACUAUGGAAAAACGGCCUUCUCCACCAACGGGAAAGACACCAUCACCCCGAUCCCCAACCCCGGCAUCAAUAUCGGCCAGAGACGGGGCAUGUCCAACUGGGACAUCAUGAGAAUCAACCUGCUCUACAGCUGCCCGUAA
Messenger RNA from Dunckerocampus dactyliophorus (ringed pipefish), 795 nucleotides. Its product is annotated as high choriolytic enzyme 1-like. Gene Ontology annotation, biological process: proteolysis. The coding region runs from base 4 to 795 and encodes 263 amino acids. The record is from RefSeq and is a predicted model, not a curated record. Lineage: Eukaryota; Metazoa; Chordata; Actinopteri; Syngnathiformes; Syngnathidae. Gene Ontology annotation, molecular function: zinc ion binding; metalloendopeptidase activity. The transcript has a single exon.